GCAGCAGCAGGUUUUGAGUUCACGUUAUUGAAUUAGGCUUAUCAUUUGAUUUUGGCUAAGGGAAGCAACCGGUCGCGUGCUGCUCUGUUGUGGGUGCGUUUUUGUCAGGACUCGUUCAAAGUUGCGGAAGUCUCGAGAGUUGGAAGUUUUGUGGUUUUGCAAAUCCUUGCAGUAACGUGGCUGGUGUUUUUUUGCCGUGACAAGUGCUGAGACAGGAAAUAAAAAAAACAUUAGGUACAUCCUGUUAGGGUUACUUAGCGUGUCUCGAUAAGAAAGUCAGAGUUUCGUGAAAUAACAAUCAGAACAAAGUUGGUGUAGGUGAGUGACUGUAGGAGUGUGGGUUCGUGCAUAACGUGACUUUUACCUUGAACCAGCCACCAGGAGAAGACAAGAAGUUAUGAGAUAAUCCAAUUUGAAUCUACAAUCUAAUAAUCUAUUCCUGAUCCAAUAACAGUAGCAAUGAUUUCGAUCUGAUUGAUACGAUCAGCAGCGUGGUCGGGGGAGAAUAUUCAAAAAUAAUUCAACAAAUAAAACUUGAAUGCGCGGAAAAGUGAGUGUUGAAAGCGAUACAACUCCCGGUGCGCAGUAAAAUAACACGCGGUUCAAGUGUUGUGAUACAUAAUCUCAUGAAAAAGGCAUGAAGCCCAGUGGAGGUGUUGAGCGGUAAACUCAUGGAUAAUAAAAAUAAAUAACCAGAAAUAAAAAAACGAACCGACGAACCCGAACCAAACGAAGCGCAAGUGAAAAUUAAUAUUUAAUUUCAUUUUUGGCGCCUUCCAGUGCUACUGUCCCUUUUCCCGACCAUAUUCGCAGAACAAAAAUAAAACAACACAUUUCGGAACACAACAGAGCUGGGGUACCCUUGCCAAUCAACAUUAUCGUAAUCGGACUCCCCUGAACCGAGCCCGCAGGCAGCAGCAGCAGCAGUAGCAGACUUUAUCCGUCGACAAUCCGGAAAUACAAAAAACCGCCAAAAUUUAUCCCCACGAGAUGGACUACUCCUACCUGAACCAGGCGGCGGCCGGAUUUGAUUCCAGCUGCCUCCAGGGCGGUAUGGAUCCGACGGGUCUAGGCAACAUGCCGUGCACGUACGGCGAUCUGACCUCCUGUAGUCAGAUGUCCCAGGCGGCUUAUCGGUACACGGCUGCGGCCGCAUCGAUGGCCCGCUCGUACAAUCCCGUCGGUUCGGCUGUCGGGCCGGGAAAUGUGAGCAUGAGUGCACUGCACCAUGCGGCGGCUGCGGCCGCACCCGGCAGCCAGUGCUCGGUGAUGGGCGGCCGGACCCAUCAGGAUGUGCACCGGGCUUCCAUGUUUCAGACGUCGAUAAAUUUGCAGUCGGGUCUGCCGUACAAGGUCUACUCCGGGCACGAUUCGGUGCUGGCGGAAAAGCGGAAACAACGUCGGAUACGAACCACCUUCACAUCGGCGCAGCUGAAGGAACUGGAACGGGCCUUCCAGGAGACACACUAUCCGGACAUUUACACCCGCGAGGAGAUUGCCAUGAAGAUCGACCUCACGGAGGCGAGGGUUCAGGUUUGGUUCCAGAACCGGCGAGCGAAGUUUAGAAAACAAGAACGAAUCGCCCAGCAGAAAGUUUCCAGCAAUAACAACAACAAUAGCAGUACCAGCAACAAUAACAACAACAAUGCAGAUUCAUCAUCGGUGAAGAGUGAACAGAAAACAAGUGCCGGCAAUACGACCCCCAAGGAUAUCAAACCCGGUUCUCCACUGUCUACGGUUUCCACCACGCCCAAUUCGAGUGCUUCCUCCCACCAGUCCAAUGGUGACAUUAAACCCAUUAACGGCAAACUGUCCGACUCCGAUCUGAAUGUUGGUGGCGGCUUGCUCGGUAGCCAUGGAAGCGGAAGUCUAACCGUCAUCAAUAGUAGCAACAAUAGCAACAACAACAAUAACAACAAUCACCACCACAAUAGCGGCAGCGCUAACAAGUGGAGCACGUCCUGCAACUCGCUGCUGCAGAACCACCACCAGAAGGCGGCCGUCAACCAUUUGAGUAUGAACCACAACUUGCAGAACCACCAUCAUCACGCAGUAGCCGCCCUGUCGUCACCCUUUUCGUCGCUGUUGGGAGCUGGCGGUGGAGCCGCCGGGUAUCUGCUGGACCCACUCGGGGGACUGAAUAAAACUACCGCCGCUAAUCAUUUGUUUUAAUUUUCUUUUCUGUUGUGUUGUACUAGUUGAGAAGAGGAUGAAAAUUUUCUGUAUUUUGCUGAGCUUACGAGUUUAGAGAGAAGGCUUGUGCUUUGGAAUAACAAGAAAAUUAUAAGUAUUGACAUGAGUCGCAGCAAAAGAAUAGGUGAAAACGCAAAUCAUUGUUAUAUUAUUCUGUAAUUUAUUUUGUGAGUCGAAACAAUUUCACUAAACAAAAGAAGAAUUUUUCGACGUCUUUUUUCUCGCAACUCCCAACUAAAAUUACAACCUCUGCAAGGAAGCACUUUUUUUAUGUACAAACGGGACAAUUUGAAAACAAGUGACAUUAAUUUACAGUAUAUAAUUUCUCGUUACAAACCCCCCCCCCCUUCCAGUUCCAUCACAGAACAACAAGCUUACCUACAACCCGCCAAUGUAAUAUUUGCGAGUGUCCAGGAUGCCAGCUAAUUAAAAUCCCUCCAGGUAGGACGGCAUCCAUCGAAUGAAGCGAGAUCCGAGGGAGAAAAAAACCUCCAAUUAAUAGUCGAAACUUUGUCAUCCUCGUCAAAACGAAAAGCAAACGUCCGUCAGCAGCUAACGAGGCCCACACAUGUGAGUCAUCCUGAAUCGCGCGACUUUCCUUGUGCCACGCCGCUAAUUAGUGCACGGCGAUGCGGGAGAGUGUCCCUCAUUAUAUCCACCUACCCGAAGGUUUUCGCUUCUAGCUGAGCAAAAAAUCGAAGCGGUGAACUAGUGUGGCAGAUCCGCACCGCGAUGCGAAUGCUUGACGAAUCCAAGGCGAAUAUGUUGUUUGCACGAAUAUUUCGAUACAUUCUGGUAUACGGAUCGAACGAUUAUACUGUCCAAAUAUCAUGCAAGUCAAUACAAAAAAAAGCUAAUAAAGUUGAAAGAUAAGUAAAUAAAGUAAUUAUAAGAAAAACAAGCCAUAAUAAACAAGACAAGAUUUUCAAUCAAAUCCAAGCUAGUCAAAGUCCUAGGAGAAAGAGACGCCUAAGAAGUAAUACACGAUAUUUUAAGCAUAACCAUCAAAUCAACCGUAAUGUGAAAAUCGCUGACACGAAUAUAUUGAAAUCUAAUCCGCAUUGUUUGUAAACUGUAAAUAGAAUUAAUGCAAGAAGAGUUUAGGGCAUGUACA
Messenger RNA from Topomyia yanbarensis, 3307 nucleotides. RefSeq names its product paired mesoderm homeobox protein 2B-like. Gene Ontology annotation, biological process: regulation of transcription by RNA polymerase II. The coding region runs from base 991 to 2172 and encodes 393 amino acids. The record is from RefSeq and is a predicted model, not a curated record. Gene Ontology annotation, molecular function: DNA-binding transcription factor activity, RNA polymerase II-specific; RNA polymerase II transcription regulatory region sequence-specific DNA binding. NCBI's taxonomy places the organism in Eukaryota, Metazoa, Arthropoda, Insecta, Diptera, Culicidae. The transcript has 4 exons.